UUGUCAAAAUUACGUCAAAAUUGGCAACUGCUCAGAAGCGGCUUUUGUUUUUAUAUUUUGAUUCGAUUUAUCACUUAUUAUUAUAAACAAUGGACGGUGAUUUAUAUGACGAAUUCGGUAAUUAUAUUGGUCCUGACUUGGAGUCGGACUCUGACGAUGAACAAAGUGUAUACGGACAAGAUAACCGGGACGCCGACGAAGAUGCCAUGGAAGAAGAUGAGGAUGCUGAUGCCGAGCCUGAAACGGCGCCCAUGUCUGUUGUAUUACAUGAAGAUAAAAGGUAUUACCCUCAAGCAGUAGAGGUAUAUGGACCAGAUGUGGAGACUGUGGUGCAAGAGGAAGACACACAGGCCCUGGACAAGCCACUAGUAGAACCAGUUAAACAUAAGAAGUUCCAAGUCCAGGAACAACAGCUUCCCGAAACUAAAUAUGAUAUGGAAUAUUUGGCUGAUAUGCUUGAUAACACUAACUUGAUGAGGAACAUCACUUUGAUGGGUCAUUUGCAUAAUGGUAAAACUUCAUUUGUUGACUGCCUGAUACGGCAAACUCAUCCGGGGACUGUAAACAAUGAUACAACCAUACCCAUGCGCUACACUGACACUCUAUUUGUGGAGCAAGAACGUGGGGUCUCGAUAAAGGCAAUGCCAGUAACACUUCUGCUUAAAGAUAUCAAAGGCAAAUCACAUCUGUUAAAUAUUAUGGAUACACCAGGACAUGUCAAUUUCAGUGAUGAAGUCACAGCUGCCUUGAGGAUUUCUGAUGGUGCUGUACUGUUUGUUGACGCAGCAGAAGGUAUAAUGCUAAACACAGAAAGGCUCCUCCGACACGCGGUGCAAGAACGGGUCCCGCUUACUAUAUGCAUCAACAAGAUUGAUCGGUUGAUUUUAGAAUUAAAGUUACCACCCGCGGAUGCAUAUUAUAAGUUGAGACAUAUUAUAGAUGAGCUGAACUCCAUGCUGGAGACUAACCAGCCGCAGGAUAAUCCUGAUGAACCUGCCACUGUAUUCUCACCCUUAUUAGGGAACGUGUGCUUCGCGUCGUCGCUGUACGACGUGUGCUUCACGCUGGAGUCGUUCGCGGCGAUGUACGCGGCGGGCGCGAGCACCGCGCUGCGGGCGCGCGACAUGGCGGCGUGGCUGUGGGGCGACGUGUACUUCAACGCCAAGACGCGCCGCUUCACCAAGAAGCAGCCGCACGCCUCCGCGCAGCGCAGCUUCGUCGAGUUCAUACUCGAGCCGCUCUACAAGAUAUUUGCGCAGGUGGUGGGCGAUGUGGAUGACACGUUGCCAGCGGUGUUGUCAGAGCUGGGCAUCAAACUCACGAAGCAGGAGUCCAAGCUGAAUGUGCGCCCCCUACUGAGGCUCGUGUGCAGUAGAUUUUUUGGUGAUUUCUGCGGUUUCGUGGAAAUGGCGGUCCGCCACGUGCCGUCGCCGCUAGAGGCGGCGGGCCGUAAGGUGGCGCACGCGUACCGCGGGCUGGCGGGGCCGCUGCGGGACGACAUGCUCGCCUGCGACCAGGCCGGCCGGCUAGUCGCGCACACCACCAAGAUGUACCCCACUGACGACUGCACAUUCUUCUUGGUGCUAGCCCGUAUAAUGUCAGGCACGCUGUACGCCGGGCAGACGGUGCGCGUGCUGGGCGAGAACUACAGUAGCCAGGACGAGGAGGACUCGCGUGUCAUGAACGUCGGCCGCCUCUGGGUCUAUGAGGCCAGGUACAAGGUGGAACUGAACCGUGUGCCAGCCGGAUGCUGGGCGCUGAUCGAGGGUGUCGACCAGCCGAUAGUGAAGACGUGCACCCUGGUGUCGGCUGAUGAGACGGAGGAACUGCACACCUUCAAGCCACUGCGGUUCAACACGCAGGCGGUGGUCAAGAUCGCCGUGGAGCCGGUCAACCCGUCUGAGCUGCCGAAAAUGUUGGACGGACUUAGGAAGGUCAACAAGUCGUAUCCGUUGCUGUCGACGCGAGUCGAAGAGUCGGGCGAGCACGUCAUCCUCGGCACGGGCGAGCUCUACCUCGACUGCGUCAUGCACGACCUCAGGAAAAUGUACUCUGAAAUCGACAUCAAAGUGGCGGACCCGGUGGUCUCGUUCUGUGAGACGGUGGUGGAGACGUCCUCGUUGAAGUGUUUCGCGGAGACCCCGAACAAGCGCAACAAGCUGACGAUGAUCGCGGAGCCGCUAGAGCGCGGGCUCGCCGAGGACAUCGAGGCGGGCGCCGUCUGCGUCUCUUGGGACAGGAAGCGCCUCGGAGAGUUCUUCCAGACCAAAUACGAUUGGGACUUGCUAGCGGCGCGUUCGAUAUGGGCUUUCGGUCCGGACGCAACGGGCCCCAACAUUCUAGUCGACGACACGCUGCCCUCCGAGGUCAACAAACAUCUGCUAGCUUCUGUUAAGGACAGCAUAGUACAAGGGUUCCAAUGGGGCACUAGAGAAGGCCCGCUGUGUGAGGAACCGAUACGAAACGUGAAGUUCAAGAUAUUGGACGCUGUGAUUGCUCAGGAGCCGCUGCACAGAGGCGGCGGACAAAUUAUACCGACUGCUAGGAGGGUGGCGUACUCAGCCUUCCUGAUGGCUACGCCGAGGCUGAUGGAGCCUUACCUGUUUGUGGAGGUGCAAGCGCCCGCGGACUGUGUCUCCGCCGUAUACACCGUGCUCGCUAAAAGGAGAGGUCACGUGACCCAGGACGCACCGGUGGCCGGCUCGCCGCUGUAUACGAUCAAGGCGUUUGUGCCGGCCAUUGACUCGUUCGGCUUCGAGACUGACCUGCGCACGCACACGCAGGGCCAGGCCUUCUGCCUGCAAGUCUUUCACCACUGGCAGAUCGUGCCCGGCGAUCCGCUAGACAAGAGCAUUGUUAUCAGACCGUUAGAGCCGCAGCCUGCUACGCACCUAGCCCGCGAAUUCAUGAUCAAGACUCGCCGCCGGAAGGGGCUCAGCGAGGACGUCUCCAUUAACAAGUUCUUCGACGACCCUAUGUUGUUGGAGCUCGCCAGACAAGAUGUACAAUUAAAUUAACGUUUAAUUUUAAUUAUAUUUUAAUUUUA
This is a messenger RNA of Galleria mellonella (greater wax moth), 3046 nucleotides long. Its product is annotated as 116 kDa U5 small nuclear ribonucleoprotein component. The transcript is spliced from 16 exons. Gene Ontology annotation, biological process: mRNA splicing, via spliceosome. NCBI's taxonomy places the organism in Eukaryota, Metazoa, Arthropoda, Insecta, Lepidoptera, Pyralidae. The record is from RefSeq and is a predicted model, not a curated record. Gene Ontology annotation, molecular function: translation elongation factor activity; GTPase activity; GTP binding. Bases 90 to 3017 code for a protein of 975 amino acids. Gene Ontology annotation, cellular component: cytosol; U4/U6 x U5 tri-snRNP complex; U2-type catalytic step 2 spliceosome.